AUGGAAGUGAAUGUCCACGAAACCGCGUAUUGGGUUUUUUAUAUAGGUCCAGAGGGCUUAUGCAUCGACCCACAGCUCUGCGGCAAGUGGAUGUAUUUCUGGAAUGACCGCGCGUUUGUUGCCAGGAUUUGUGAGCUGGCUGUUUCGACUGAGGUGGUUACUACGGCCAAACACAGCAAUGCUGACAGAGGCGUCGCGUGCUUCUACAUAGAUGGAACUGACAAGGAGAGCCACAAAAGGGUUCUCCGCUUUUUCUUGGAUAAUAAUCUGAUCAAGAGGACAGCCCAGGGGCGCCUUCACAACAUCUCGUUCAAGUAUGACCAGCAGACAAGAGCAGGCGAAUACGGAGAAGACUUCAAGGCAAGGAUACAGCUUUCUGACUUCGUUGAUCUCUAUAAAGGGAAAUUUCUGAGUGAUCCCAAUCAGGCUGAUGUGGAUGUGCCCAUUAAGUAA
Messenger RNA from Giardia duodenalis, 453 nucleotides. RefSeq lists its product as uncharacterized. The transcript has a single exon. The record is from RefSeq and is a predicted model, not a curated record. Bases 1 to 453 code for a protein of 150 amino acids. Lineage: Eukaryota; Fornicata; Diplomonadida; Hexamitidae.